AAACUGCAAAAAACAAAACAAAACAAUAGAAACCAUCACAGAAAUUCUAUUGGAUUAAAUGUUUUUAAUAGGAAUUUUAUUGGUUGUAAUGGAAACUAUAAUGGUCUGUUGGUAUCUGGCAAGGGUGUAUAUGGUUUGAACAUUGGGGAAUUAUAUACGUUGCUGUCUGUUUUUUAUGUAAAUAUGUUUUAUGCGUAGUGUUAUUGGAUCAUUUAUUUCUUCUAUCUAUCUAGAAUCAAUCUAUUCUUUGAUGCGUCGAUAUUAAUGCUUUAACUGAUUACAAAUUCAACAUACAAUUAUAAAGGAACACAUUUUUUUUAGAUUUUUACAUUCCACCUUAAUGCAUUUUAAUCUUGUUGAAAGCGAAAGACAAUCAGCUCUUUAACACCUGUAAAAAUGGAAUUUCCGCACACGUAGCUACUAUUGAUACACCUUCUCAUGUGAUCGUUCUGGGAACGUUUGUUUUUGGUUGCCGACCGUGAACUUGCCUCGUCGUUACAUUCUGUAAAAACAAAACUGUAUCCUUGCGCCUCGGCCGGAGAAUCUUGUAGUUUAAAUGUUUAUAAUCCGCCUAUUUUCAUGUCAUAUGAAAUAUGAUAUUAUAUUACGUGAAGAAAUUCGCAAUUAAAGCAGGAUUACUUUGUCAAGCGUAAUGUGUCGUAGCAGUGAGCAGAUUGACCAGAUUCACCUCUGCAGCUCCAUCAUGGAUCAAACAUCAACAGAUGGAGAUUUUUCUCCAGAAUGCAGUUCAGGACAUCAGAAGAGAUCAGAUCCAGAGCCCAGCUAUGCGUCUAUGAAGAGUGACCACUCCAUAAAGCACCCAAAUAACUUUAAGAGUGAAGAUUCAAGGUCUGCUGUCAGACGAAUCAUAACAGAACCCGACUGUAAGAGGAGGAAGAUUGAGCAAUCUGAAAAUAAACUACAAGACUUCAAUGAAUACAGCCAUGACUCUAAAGUCCCGAGCACAUUUAAAUCAAAGCUAAUAGAGAAGUUUGAGUGUUUGAAUGAGGUAUUAUCAUAUGAGAGAAACCCAACACUACUGAAUGAGAUCUACACAGAGCUCUACAUCACAGAGGGUGAAAGUGGAGAGAUCAGUAAUGAACAUGAGGUGAGACAGAUUGAGACACAAUCCAGAAGAACAACAACAGAGGAGACACCAAUCAAAUGUAAUGACAUCUUUAAACCUUUACCUGAACAAGACAAACACAUCAGAAGUGUGCUGACAAAGGGAGUCGCUGGCAUUGGAAAAACAGUCUCUGUACAGAAGUUCAUUCUGGACUGGGCUGAAGAGAAAGAGAAUCAGGACGUCCACCUCAUAUUUCCAAUUCCUUUCAGAGAGAUCAAUUUGAUGAAGGACAAAACACUCAGUCUUUCAGAUCUUCUUCAUCUUUUCUUUCCAGAAUUUAAAGAAAUGGAAAUCUUCAGUGAGAAAUAUAAAGUGUUGUUCAUCUUUGAUGGUUUAGAUGAGUGUCGUCUGUCUCUGGAUUUUCACAGCAGUGUGAAGUUGUGUGAUGUAAGUGAAUCGACCUCAGUGGAAGUGAUGCUGACAAACCUCAUCAAGGGGAAUCUGUUUCCCUCUGCUCUCAUCUGGAUCACCUCCAGACCAGCAGCAGCUGAUCUCAUCCCCUCUGAGUGUGUUGAUCGAGUCACAGAGGUACGAGGCUUCAGUGAUCCACAGAAGGAGGAAUACUUCAGGAAGAGAAUCAGUAAUAAGAAUCUGGCUGAUCAAAUCAUCUCACACCUGAAGUCAUCCAGGAGUCUCUACAUCAUGUGUCACAUCCCAGUCUUCUGCUGGAUUUCAGUCACUGUUCUAGAGAGAAUGUUGAGUGAAGCAGAGAGAAGAGAGAUCCCCAAGACUCUCACUGAAAUGUACACACACUUCCUGAUCAUCCAGACAAACAUCAAACAUCAGAAGGACUAUGAGAAGAAAGUGAAGGAUAAAGACAUGAUCUUUAAACUGGGGAAACUGGCUUUGGAGCAGCUUGUGAAAGGCAAUCUGAUCUUCUAUGAUGAAGACCUGAGAGAGUGUGGCAUUGAUGUAGCAGAAGCAUCAGUUUACUCAGGAUUGUGUACUCAGAUCUUCAGAGAGGAGUUGGGCUUGAAUCAGGGGAAAGUUUACUGCUUUGUUCAUCUGAGCAUCCAGGAACAUCUAGCAGCUGUUUAUGCCCACAUCUCAUUUAUAAAUAGUAACAUACAGCAGUUCUAUGACAACUUUCUGCAGAUAAAUUUAUCAAACUUGCACCAAAAUGCUGUGGAUGGGGCUUUAGAUAGUAAGAAUGGACAUCUGGAUCUUUUUCUUCGUUUUCUUCUGGGUUUGUCACUGGAAUCGAAUCAGAAUCUCAUACGAGGUUUGGUGACACAGACAGAUCGCAGCUCUCACAGCAAAGAGAAAACAAUCAAAUACAUCAAACAGAAAAUCAGCGAGAAUCCUCCUCCAGAGAAAUCCAUCAAUCUGUUUCACUGUCUGAAUGAACUGGGUGAUCAUUCAUUAGUGGAUGAAAUCCACAAUCAUCUGAAAUCUAGAAAAAUAAGUGGAGUCAACCUCUCUUCAUCUCAGUGGUCAGCUGUAGUUUUUGUGUUGUUGACAUCAGAAGAGAAGCCGACUGAGUUUAAUUUGAAGGAUUUUGUGAAUACUGAAAACAAUUCUGAAACACUGAAAGUUCUUCAGAAGCUGUCACCUGUGAUUUGUGAAUCCAGAUCAGUUCAGUUAAGUUCUUGUAACAUCACAGAUGAAGGUUGUGUUGCUCUGACUUCAGCUCUGAGAUCAAACCCAUCACACCUGAGAGAUCUGGAUCUGUCUCAUAAUAUUCUUGGAGAUUCAGGAGUGAAGUUGAUCUCUAAUGUACUGGAGAAUCCUGGUUGUAAAAUGGAGAAAAUAAGGUUAAGAAGUUGUAAUAUUACAGAUGAAGGUUGUGAUGCUUUGACUUCAGCUCUGAGAUCAAACCCAUCACACCUGACAGAUCUGGUUCUACCUGAUAAUAAUCUUGGAGAUUUAGGAGUGAAGCUGAUCUCUGAUCUACUGAAGAAUCCUCACUGUAAACUACAGAGGCUGAAGUUGUGUAAGUGUCAUAUCACAGAUGAAGGUUGUGUUGCUCUGUCUUCAGCUCUGAGAUCAAACCCAUCACACCUGAGAGAUCUGAAUCUGUCUGAUAAUAAUCUUGGAAAUUCAGGAGUAAAGCUGAUCUCUAAUGUACUGAAGAAUUCUGACUGUAAACUAAAAAUACUCAAGUUGUGGAGGUGUAAUUUUACAGCUGAAGGUUGUGUUGCUCUGACUUCAGCUCUGACAUUAAACCCAUCACACCUGAGAUAUCUGAAUCUGUCUAGAAAUGAUCUUGGAGAUUCUGGAAUGAAGCUGAUCUCUGAUGUGCUGAAGAUUCCCAACUGUAAACUGGAGACAUUGUGGUUGUGUACGUGUCAUAUCACAGAUGAAGGUUGUGUUGCUCUGUCUUCAGCUCUGAGAUCAAACCCAUCACACCUGAUACAUCUAAAUCUGUCUGAUAAUAAAUUGGGAGAUUUAGGAGUGAAGCUGAUCUCUGAUGUACUGAAGAAUCCUGACUGUAAUCUGGAGAAACUGGAAUUGAGGGAGUGUAAUAUCACAAAUAAAGGUUGUGCUGCUCUGACUUCAGCUCUGAGAUCCAACCCAUCACACCUGACAGAGCUGAAUCUGUCUUAUAAUAAUCUUGGAGUUUCAGGAGUGAAGUUGAUCUCUGAUCUAAAAGAUGAUCCACAUUAUAAACUAGAAACAGUACGGACUUAAACCCCUGGGGUCCGACCACUUUGGGACACUGGCAGAGGUUCUGAGAUGCUUGGUCUUUUUUUAGUUGCUUUAAACAUAUCAAUGGUUCAUAUCACAUAACACUGUAUUCAGCACAAACUGUGCUAAAAUAUACACACCUUACUCAUAUAUAUAUAUUGUAUUUUUAAGUAAAUGAUGUUUAUGGGUGGUUAGUAAAAAUAAAACAAAGGUUGCUGAAAUAAGGCCAAUGAACACACACUAAACAUUUUUUCAGCAACAUAAAAGUACUGGAUCUUGUAGAGUUGGUAAUUUGCUACAAAAAGAUGUAAAAACCAUUUAUUCACAUGAAACAAUGUAUUGAUUUAACUUUUGUAAGACAAGGGAGGGUGAAUGUCAUGAUGUGAUUCACACCUGGAGAUGAAGACCCAACCCCCUAAUGCCUCAAUGAGUUGUGCUAGAAAGAAUUUAAAGGGACACUUCACCAAUUUGCAUUAAGCUUUGUAUCGUUAGAACCCCAGUCAUGUUUUUGAAUGGUCAUGCAUCAUUCCCUCAGUUUCCCCUGAGAUGGGAGAAAUACAGAUUUCAGUGUUGCACUUCCUUCUUUCAGUGAUGUAAAAUCAUCAUUUUGCGUAAUUGAAAGAAGGAAGUGAUAUAUCUUUGUUAAGGGGGAUUGAGACUACAAACACCCCUUUUCUCUGUCAAAUAGGCACCAAAUUAUAUGACGCACUUUCAAUAAUGAUUAAUGUUUCUAUGGGUGAAAUGCUCCUUUAAGGACAUUUUUGUACACAUACAUUUUAGCAGACAACUUUGUGUCAGUUUGAAAAACAGUUCCUGAAGAUACAAGUGAACAUCACAUGACUGGCAUUUCCAAAGUCUUUAUACAAGCAAUGCUAAGAAUCUGAAACUUUGAGUGAUACACAAUAGAUGUAUGAGCUGUUACAUAAACUCCAUAGUUUUGUACUGAUGAGAGUGAUGCAGACCUGUAAGAAAGUUAUAAACAGCUGUUAGCAUAAAUUGUCCACAGAAAUACCAAAUAAGCUUACCUACAUAACUUAUGGGUAAAUAUCACUGAUAGCACUAAAUACAGAUGAACUGUACAUACACUACAUUUAGAACAUCUCAGAUUUACAUCUGCAGUGCUUGGUUAUAUAAAAAGCUAUUUUCAGAUGCCCACCGACUGAUUGUUCAUAGCUUCUGUUUAUAACAAUGUUUUAAUGCGUUCUGUAAACGUGUAUAAACUGUUUAACUCCUGCGUAAAUAAUGAUGUUGCAUGUAAACAAUAGCGCAAUGUACAGAAUCAUGUUACAAAACCCGAAACGUGAAAGAAAACAAGCAUCUAAAUCAUCGCAUUUAACGCCACAGUUUUACAAGCACCUAACCCUGUUAAUCUGCACGAGGAUGCU
Misgurnus anguillicaudatus (oriental weatherfish) is the source of this 5139-nucleotide messenger RNA. NCBI's taxonomy places the organism in Eukaryota, Metazoa, Chordata, Actinopteri, Cypriniformes, Cobitidae. The record is from RefSeq and is a predicted model, not a curated record.